UCUCUUCCUCCUGGGCGACGGUACUGGUCAAGUGAGGUCGUUCGUAAACGGUGGAAAACGGUGCUCAGGUGGGGGACAACAUGCAGACCUUCGGCAUAUUCACGGUAGUCCUUACGGCGUACUGCGUCCGGGCGACGGUGUACUUCCAGGAACAGUUUCUCGAUGGAGAUGAAUGGAGAACCCGCUGGGCAGACUCUAAACACAAGUCUGACUAUGGACCGUGGAAACUAACGGCUGGCAACUUCUAUGGAGAUGCUGAGAAAGACAAAGGUCUUCAAACAAGCCAAGAUGCUCGUUUCUAUGCUACAUCGGCUAGAUUUGAGCCCUUCAGCAACGAAGGAAAAACUUUGGUUGUGCAGUUUACAGUUAAGCACGAGCAAAAGAUUGACUGUGGUGGCGGCUACGUCAAGAUCUUCCCCUCCGACCUGGACCAGGCUGACAUGCAUGGAGAAUCUCAGUACUACAUUAUGUUUGGCCCCGAUAUCUGUGGCUACAGCACCAAGAAGGUUCAUGUCAUCUUUAACUACAAGGGCAAGAACCAUCUCAUCAAGAAGGAGAUUAAGUGCAAGGAUGAUGAGCUGACUCACCUGUACACGCUGAUACUGAAAUCUGAUCAGACCUAUGAGGUGAAAAUCGACAAUGAGAAGGUAGAAUCGGGUAGCCUAGAGGAAGACUGGGACCUUUUGCCUCCUAAGAAAAUCAAAGACCCCGAAGCCAAGAAGCCCGAAGACUGGGAUGAUCGUGCCAAGAUUGAUGAUGCUGAUGACACUAAGCCUGAGGACUGGGACAAACCUGAGAACAUUCCAGACCCAGAUGCCAAGAAACCUGAUGACUGGGAUGAGGAUAUGGAUGGAGAAUGGGAGCCACCCAUGAUCCCCAACCCUGAGUACAAGGGAGAGUGGAAACCCAAACAGAUUGACAACCCAAACUAUAAAGGGUCAUGGGUCCACCCUGAGAUUGACAAUCCCGACUACAGUCCUGAUUCAACCAUUUACAAGUUUGACAGCAUUGGUGUUUUGGGCCUGGAUCUGUGGCAGGUGAAAUCAGGCACUAUCUUUGACAACUUCCUGAUCGCAGACGACGUAGAGGAAGCUGAAGACUUUGCCAAGGAGACCUGGGGUGUCACAAAGGAACCAGAGAAGAAAAUGAAACAGGAGCAGGAUGACCAGAAACGAAAGGAGGAUGAAGAGAAAAACAAAGAACAAGAUACAAAGGCAGAUGAUGGUGAGGAUGAAGAUGAAGAUGAAGAUUUUGGUGAUGAAGAUGGGGAGGAGGAUGGAGAGCCUGACGAGGACAGCCUUCCAGAAAUUGAUGAAGAGGAAGUUAAAAAUAAAGACGAGCUAUAAGGAGGCCUGGGUAGAGUUUUGUCCACCUUUUUGGAGACACUCUGUAAUUUUCCAGGGAGAAUUGUGGCUGCUAUGCAUCCAUUCCCUGAGAGCAGGACAUGGCCCGACUCGGGUGACAAACUUCCUGAUGGGGUUAAAUUGGUGUUGAUAGACUUAGAAUAAGUUUUUGAAAUUGGUUGCGUAUGUUUUCCCAGAAUUUUUCAGUAGACUUCAAUGUUUUACACAUUCUGUGCAUCUAAUCCCAUCUGUCAGGCUCUCUAUAGAUAUAUUUUGAUAUGACAAUUUAAUAUGGAGCCAUUGGCAUCUAUUGUGUUCUUGGUUCAAAGCCACCCAACUUUAUCUUGCAGACUUUCAGAAGGUUAAUAGUCAAUCUAUAACCUACCUUGGCCGUUUAUGAUAUCAAGUAGUUUCACAGUUAACCACUGAAUACUAAAAUCAGGGUAGGAACCUUUUCUCAUGACAUCUGUAUUUACUGUGGAAAGAACCAGAUUUAGCGAUUCAUAAUGCAAUAUUGUUGUGAAUUAUUUGCAUUACAUCUUUGGCACUGAUCUCUAUAUCAUUUCCCUUCCCUUGCAUUCUGUGAUUUUUCAUAUUGGCUAGUCCUUGCCUUAAAUGUUAAAAUGAUACUUAUUUGAAUGUUGCAACGAAUUUUGGCAUAAACAAAUUCCCGUUGAGGUGCAUAAUGAGACAUGUUUUUUUUCUACUUAAAACUGCAAAUCAACAACCUGUAUAUUUUUCUUCAGUAAUGUGUGUGCAUGUGGGAGAGAGAGGCCUACAUUCCAUCCUUUAAACUACCAUCAGGUCCUUCUCUGGCACGUCACUUGGAAUCAGUCAUUUCUAUUGGACAGAAUGUUAUUGAUACCAAAGUUUUUAUUAAAACGGUUUAUAAACGUU
This is a messenger RNA of Lampris incognitus (smalleye Pacific opah), 2240 nucleotides long. It is a transcript of the gene calr3b, whose product is annotated as calreticulin 3b. The transcript has 9 exons. Gene Ontology annotation, cellular component: endoplasmic reticulum membrane; endoplasmic reticulum. Gene Ontology annotation, molecular function: calcium ion binding. Lineage: Eukaryota; Metazoa; Chordata; Actinopteri; Lampriformes; Lampridae. The record is from RefSeq and is a predicted model, not a curated record. The coding region runs from base 81 to 1346 and encodes 421 amino acids. Gene Ontology annotation, biological process: protein folding.